Messenger RNA from Scheffersomyces amazonensis, 2025 nucleotides. Its product is annotated as polynucleotide 5'-hydroxyl-kinase. Gene Ontology annotation, biological process: cleavage in ITS2 between 5.8S rRNA and LSU-rRNA of tricistronic rRNA transcript (SSU-rRNA, 5.8S rRNA, LSU-rRNA). Gene Ontology annotation, molecular function: polynucleotide 5'-hydroxyl-kinase activity. The record is from RefSeq and is a predicted model, not a curated record. The transcript has a single exon. NCBI's taxonomy places the organism in Eukaryota, Fungi, Ascomycota, Pichiomycetes, Serinales, Debaryomycetaceae. Gene Ontology annotation, cellular component: nucleus. Bases 1 to 2025 code for a protein of 674 amino acids.
AUGAGUGCCUAUGCCGCCUUACGUGACAGUGAUUCUAUUUCAUCAUUAUUGAAUGAAUUAAAUAAUCCAGAGGAAAAUGGUGUUAUAGGUUAUCUGCAGAACUCAUCAGAUGAGGAAGAGCCCAUCAGCUUGUUAGAAACCCCAAGUGAACAAACUAUUACAAACCAGAAGGCUUCACAAAUACUGUCAUUAAAUCAAGCGCCUCCUAUUUCAUCUUCAAGAUUUACUCCUACUAAAGAUAAUAUUGUUUUUGGAGACCAGUAUGUUAUAGUAGGCUUGAAAGUUAAUGAAUAUAUUAUGAUUAAUGGCCAAUUUAAGCUCAACAUUCAACGCGGAGCUAUACUAUUGAAUAAUAUCCACUACCUUUAUGCUCAAAGGAGUCUGCAUGAGAUUAUAGCGCCAUCUUCUUCUUCUUUGCCGGUAAUAGCAAGCACUCAGGUAUUGAACAGAGCUAAAGUUGAGGAUCAGAUAACAGAAGAAAAUGAACACCUUUUUUCAAGUGAUUAUAAAUCAGUGGUAAAGAUAUGGAACUUACGUACUGGUUUAGAGAAUAUUGGAAAAUACUAUUCUCCUUUUAAGAGACUUAUUUUUAAUCAAGAAUGUGGAGAUGAAAAUCUUAAUGAAUAUGAAGUAAAGUUUUUAGACUAUUCCUUUGAACUAGUGUUGUAUGACAAUAGAAUGAUAGGAUUAAAUAUAGAUAAAUCCUGGACUGAUAAAAUCAAAGAAAUCAUAUGUGAUAUAAAUGAUCAAUAUUCACCUAAAAUCAUAAUGGCUAUUGGGAAUAAAAAUAGUGGUAAAUCAACAAUGAACAAAACGUUGAUUAAUUCCAUAUUAACAGAAAGCGAUUCUUCAUCAAUAUCAUACCUUGAUCUUGAUCCUGGCCAGCCAGAAUACUCUAAGCCAUAUUCACUAUCAUUAACAAGAAUAGAAAAUACUAAUUUCGGAACAAAGUUUGCAUCAAGCACUGUAAGUGAUUCUUGUAAAGAGCAUUAUUUUGGUUACACUUCGCCUGUACAUAACCCAGGCCAAUACAUUUCUAUAAUUAGGAGUCUAUUUAAUUAUUAUGAAAAAAAUAACAAGCAAAUGGGAGACCAUCUUAUUAUUAAUACACCUGGAUGGAUUAAAGGAUACGGAAGAGAGAUUUUGAUAGAAUUAUCAACAUUAAUAGAGCCUGAUUAUUUACUUAUUCUUUCUAGCAGUUUGGAUCCAAAUUCAAGGGACAAUAUAGAAUUAGCAGCUGGUUUGAAGUUUAAAAAGCCCAUGUUUUUAGAAGGUGUCUACCAAACUUCGAGGUAUUCACCAGUGCAAUUGAGAAUCUUAAACAAAUUAAUUUAUUUUCACCAGAGAAAAAAUUUGGAAUUUGAAUUUGCUUAUCAUAUUUUGAAAGAAUCACCCCUUAGAAUUUCUUACCAAACUAUCAAUUCACCUGAUGAAUUCAUUGGUGUUAAUGCAAUCACAGUGCUAGGUUUGGAUGUAAUUCUGGAUUCUAAUUAUGAAGAUGUACCCUUAAUGUUAGAGUCUUCCAUUGUGGGAAUUUAUUUAGUAGAUCACGAAUACUUUUAUUCUCAUUCCCACCUAUUAUAUAAGUCAAGUGCUCAUGAUAAUUUACCAUUGUACUUAUCCAACGCCAAUUAUAAUAAGAUGGUAGCAUAUGAUGCGUGGGAUAAAUUUGUGUUUAUGGGACUCACAAUGAUUCAUAGUAUUAAUCGUUUUCAAAACUACUUCAGUGUCUAUUUACCAGAAAAAUUAUCGAUGGAUAUUAAGGAACAUCUUGGACAAGGGUUUAAGAUGUUGUUGGUAAAAGGAGAAGGUGAAAUUGCUAGCCCGGAAAUUUUGAACCCAUACAUAAUCUCAAAGAAGACUAAACAGCUUGCCAGACUUUCCAAGAAAAGGAGAUCUGGAAUAGCUAGCUCAGAUGAAUCAGUUAUAUCAAUACCUUAUGUAAGUUUUGAAGCAAAGAAUAAGGUGGGAGGUGUUUGGAGAAUUAGGAGAAAUGUACAAAGAAGGAGCCAUCAAAGAACAUAG